Messenger RNA from Dioscorea cayenensis subsp. rotundata (Guinea yam), 1616 nucleotides. RefSeq names its product allantoate deiminase 2. The coding region runs from base 51 to 1523 and encodes 490 amino acids. The record is from RefSeq and is a predicted model, not a curated record. Lineage: Eukaryota; Viridiplantae; Streptophyta; Magnoliopsida; Dioscoreales; Dioscoreaceae. Gene Ontology annotation, molecular function: hydrolase activity, acting on carbon-nitrogen (but not peptide) bonds, in linear amidines. The transcript has 12 exons.
GAAAUAAAAAAAUACCGCAAAAUGACACACCUGUUUUGGAGGUUCCAGCAAUGGCUAUCUCCUUUCCCUGGUUUUAUGGUUCCAAACCCUUGCUGCUUUUCCAUGUUUCCAUACUAUUAAUUUCAGGUUUGAGUUUGGGAACUGGAACUGGAACUGGAACUGUAGAUUAUGGUAGUGAUGAAGUGUUUGCUGAUGUUCUGAGAGAUGAGGCUGUGGAUAGAAUCCAUCAACUAUCCAAGAUAUCUGAUGGUGAUGGUUACCUUGAAAGAACAUUUUUAAGUCCAGCAUCUAUUAGAGCUGCAAAUCUCAUACUAAGCUGGAUGCAAGAUGCUGGAUUGAGGACGUGGGUAGACCCGAUGGGUAAUGUACAUGGUCGAACUGAAUCAGUGAAUCCUACUGCCGAGGCUCUAUUGAUUGGUUCUCAUUUGGACACUGUCAUUGAUGCUGGAAUGUAUGAUGGCACUUUAGGUAUAAUUUGCGCUAUUUCUGCAUUGAAAGUUUUAAAGAACACUGGCAAGUUGGAUGAACUUGUUCGUCCUGUGGAGGUGAUUGCUUUUAGUGAUGAGGAAGGUGUCCGUUUUCAGACUACAUUUUUAGGAAGUGCUGCUAUAGCUGGUAUUCUACCAGAGUCCGCAUUGAAGAUAUCUGAUAAGAAUGGUGUUACUGUGGAAGAGGUUCUUAAAGAGAAUUCUUUUGAAGCUACCGAGGAAAGCCUAACUCAGGUCAAGUAUGACCCAAAGUCAGUAUGGGGAUAUAUAGAGUUACAUAUUGAACAAGGGCCUUUGCUGGAAUCACUUGGUUAUCCGCUCGGAGUUGUUAAAGGAAUUGCUGGACAAACCCGAUUGAAGGUAAUUGUGAGAGGAUCACAGGGACAUGCUGGCACUGUCCCUAUGUUUAUGCGCCAAGACCCAAUGGCAGCAUCUGCGGAACUUAUCAUCUUAUUAGAGAGUUUGUGUAAACAUCCAGAGAAUUUCUUGACUUAUGAUGAGAAAUGUGGAGGUUUCCCCAAGGAAUCUCUCACCGGAUUGGUCUGCACUGUCGGUGAAAUAUCCAGCUGGCCGAGUGCCAGCAAUGUUAUUCCUGGCCAGGUAAACUUUACCAUAGAUUUACGAGCGAUAGAUGACAUGGCAAGAGAAGCCAUAAUGCUUGAAUUUUCAAACCGUGCUCAACAAAUAUGUAAUAAACGGAUGGUUAAUUGUACAAUUGAUCGGAAGCACAACGCAGAGGCAGUGAAAUGUGAUCCACUACUGAGUGAACAGCUUAAAUAUGCAGCACGUUCAGCUCUGGGAAAGAUGUCAACUGAGGCGGCCAAUUAUCAACAUGAGAUACCCGUGUUGAUGAGUGGAGCAGGACAUGAUUCAAUGGCUAUGUCCCACUUAACCAAGAUCGGUAUGCUGUUUAUCCGGUGUCGAGGAGGUGUAAGCCAUUCUCCUGAUGAAUUUGUGCUAGAUGAUGAUGUUGGGGCUGCUGGUUUAGCUCUGUUGAAGUUUCUGCAGAACAACAUGAUGAUUAGUGUGACAUGAACCAGCAACUACAUGUAUCCUUGCAUGUUUUCAUUUUGGUUCUUAUGUAAUGUAUUAGAAUCUAAUAAUAGAACUGCAUAAUUUUCUUGGUCA